Pan troglodytes (chimpanzee) is the source of this 5632-nucleotide messenger RNA. It is a transcript of the gene LMTK2, whose product is annotated as lemur tyrosine kinase 2. Gene Ontology annotation, biological process: protein phosphorylation. Lineage: Eukaryota; Metazoa; Chordata; Mammalia; Primates; Hominidae. Gene Ontology annotation, molecular function: ATP binding; protein kinase activity. The record is from RefSeq and is a predicted model, not a curated record. The coding region runs from base 338 to 4849 and encodes 1503 amino acids. The transcript is spliced from 14 exons.
GACAUCCCGCCCCCGCGCUACGUCACAUGACGUAGCCCAUCAUGGCGGCGGGAGCGCGGCUGCCCGGGCCCGCCGCUCCGCAGGGCUGCUGCCGUUGCUGCUGUUGAGAGGCGGCGGCGGCGGCGCAGGCGGGCGGGAAGGAUGGUGUUUCUGCGACUGGAGCGGCAGGUGCGGACCGGGAGCCGGACCGAGGUUUGGCAGAAGCAACGUGUGCUCGGGAGCAACCGGCGCGGGUGCCACUGAGGCAGCGGAGGGAGGCAGGAUCGACUGACGGGCAAACGGACGGACGGACGGAAGGCGACUCGAGAGCCGGCCCCGGAGCCGCGCCGUGGGCGAGAUGCCGGGGCCGCCGGCGUUGCGGCGGAGGCUGCUGCUGCUGCUGCUGGUCCUCCUGAUCGCCGGCAGUGCUGGGGCCGCGCCACUUCCGCAAACAGGUGCAGGGGAGGCGCCACCUGCUGCAGAAGUUUCCUCAUCUUUUGUGAUCCUGUGUGUGUGCAGUUUAAUAAUAUUAAUAGUGUUAAUUGCAAACUGUGUAUCCUGCUGUAAGGACCCAGAAAUAGACUUUAAGGAAUUUGAAGAUAAUUUUGAUGAUGAGAUAGAUUUCACACCACCAGCAGAAGAUACUCCCUCUGUUCAGUCCCCAGCAGAGGUCUUCACACUUUCAGUACCAAAUAUUUCACUCCCAGCUCCCUCGCAAUUCCAGCCUUCUGUAGAGGGAUUGAAGUCUCAAGUUGCCCGCCACAGUCUAAACUACAUACAGGAAAUUGGAAAUGGCUGGUUUGGAAAGGUUCUCUUGGGAGAGAUUUACACGGGCACUAGCGUAGCAAGAGUCAUCGUGAAGGAGUUAAAAGCAAGUGCCAGCCCAAAGGAACAAGAUACUUUUUUGAAAAAUGGAGAACCUUACUACAUUCUUCAGCAUCCAAAUAUUCUUCAGUGUGUUGGACAGUGCGUAGAAGCGAUUCCCUACCUCCUGGUGUUUGAGUUCUGUGACUUGGGUGACCUGAAGGCGUAUCUGCGCAGCGAGCAGGAGCACAUGCGGGGGGACUCACAGACCAUGCUGCUGCAGAGGAUGGCGUGCGAGGUCGCCGCGGGGCUGGCCGCCAUGCACAAGCUGCACUUCCUGCACAGUGAUUUAGCCCUGCGGAAUUGUUUUCUCACCUCCGACUUAAAUGUGAAAGUGGGAGAUUACGGAAUAGGAUUCAGCAGGUACAAGGAGGAUUAUAUUGAAACAGAUGAUAAAAAAGUUUUCCCUCUGCGAUGGACUGCUCCAGAAUUAGUAACCAGCUUUCAAGACAGACUGCUAACUGCAGAUCAGACUAAGUAUAGUAAUAUCUGGUCCCUGGGUGUGACACUUUGGGAGCUUUUUGACAAUGCCGCACAGCCGUAUUCAAACCUUUCCAACUUAGAUGUCCUCAACCAAGUCAUUAGAGAGAGAGACACAAAACUCCCGAAGCCCCAGCUGGAGCAGCCCUACUCUGAUAGAUGGUAUGAAGUCUUACAGUUCUGUUGGCUGUCACCAGAAAAGAGACCCGCGGCUGAAGAUGUGCACAGGCUGCUGACUUACCUGCGGCUGCAGAGCCAGCGGGACUCAGAGGUUGACUUUGAACAGCAGUGGAACGCUCUGAAGCCGAACACAAACAGCAGAGACUCCUCCAACAAUGCUGCAUUCCCAAUUCUCGACCACUUUGCCAGGGACCGGCUGGGUCGUGAAAUGGAGGAAGUCCUCACCGUGACCGAAACCAGCCAGGGCCUGAGCUUCGAGUAUGUCUGGGAGGCCGCUAAGCACGACCACUUUGACGAGCGCAGCCGGGGCCACCUGGACGAAGGCUUGUCCUACACGAGCAUCUUCUAUCCGGUUGAAGUUUUUGAGAGUUCGCUUUCAGAUCCUGGGCCCGGAAAGCAAGAUGACAGCGGCCAGGAUGUCCCCCUGAGGGUCCCUGGAGUGGUUCCUGUUUUUGAUGCCCACAACCUUUCUGUUGGAAGUGACUAUUAUAUCCAGUUAGAAGAAAAAAGUGGUAGUAACUUGGAGCUUGAUUACCCACCAGCGCUGCUCACAACCGACAUGGAUAAUCCAGAAAGGACUGGCCCUGAACUGUCCCAGCUCACGGCGCUCAGGAGCGUUGAACUUGAGGAGUCCAGUACGGAUGAGGACUUCUUCCAAAGCAGUACAGACCCCAAAGACUCUAGCUUACCAGGGGACUUACACGUGACCAGUGGCCCCGAGAGCCCUUUCAACAAUAUAUUUAAUGAUCUGGACAAAUCGGAAGAUUUGCCCAGUCACCAAAAAAUAUUCGACUUAAUGGAAUUAAACGGAGUUCAAGCCGACUUUAAACCUGCCACUUUAAGUUCCAGUUUGGAUAACCCCAAAGAGUCAGUCAUAACGGGCCACUUUGAGAAAGAAAAGCCCCGUAAGCUUUUUGACAGUGAGCCUCUCUGCCUAUCAGAUAAUCUUAUGCACCAAGAUAAUUUUGAUCCAUUGAAUGUUCAAGAAUUGUCAGAAAACUUUUUAUUUCUUCAAGAGAAAAACUUACUAAAAGGCUCAUUGUCCAGCAAAGAACACAUAAAUGAUCUUCAGACAGAACUUAAGAAUGCUGGUUUUACUGAAGCUAUGUUAGAAACGUCACGUAGAAACUCUUUAGAUACUGAGCUUCAGUUUGCUGAAAAUAAGCCAGGCUUGUCUUUGUUGCAGGAAAAUGUAAGCACAAAGGGUGACAAUACAGAUGUCAUGCUCACAGGUGACACUUUGAGCACCUCAUUGCAGUCUUCCCCGGAAGUGCAGGUACCUCCUACCUCCUUCGAAACAGAAGAAACGCCCCGUCGGGUACCCCCAGACUCACUCCCAACACAGGGAGAAACCCAGCCCACGUGUUUAGAUGUUAUUGUCCCGGAGGACUGUCUCCGCCAGGACAUCAGUCCAGACGCUGUGACUGUCCCGGUUGAAAUUCUCUCAACCGAUGCCAGAACCCACAGCCUGGAUGACAGGUCCCAGGACUCUCCUGGCGAGAGUGAGGAGACCCUGCGGCUCACCGAAAGUGACUCUGUUCUUGCUGAUGACAUCCUUGCCAGCAGGGUGAGUGUAGGGAGUAGUCUCCCGGAACUGGGACAGGAAUUACACAAUAAACCAUUUUCGGAAGACCAUCACAGUCAUCGCCGGCUAGAGAAAAACUUAGAGGCUGUGGAGACUUUAAAUCAGCUCAAUUCUAAAGACGCAGCAAAAGAAGCAGGCUUGGUGUCUGCCCUCUCCUCGGACUCAACCAGUCAGGACAGCCUCCUGGAGGACAGCUUGUCAGCACCCUUCCCAGCCUCUGAGCCGUCCCUGGAAACCCCGGACUCUCUGGAGUCAGUGGAUGUCCACGAAGCGCUACUGGACUCUUUAGGAUCUCACACUCCCCAGAAACUAGUGCCCCCCGAUAAGCCGGCAGACAGCGGCUACGAAACAGAGAACUUGGAGUCUCCUGAGUGGACCUUGCAUCCCGCUCCCGAGGGCACCGCAGACUCAGAACCAGCCACCACGGGCGAUGGCGGCCACAGUGGUCUGCCUCCCAACCCGGUCAUUGUCAUCUCAGAUGCCGGCGAUGGUCACAGAGGCACAGAAGUGACCCCUGAGACAUUCACAGCUGGCUCCCAGGGUUCAUACCGAGACUCUGCGUACUUCUCAGACAAUGACUCUGAGCCCGAGAAAAGGUCUGAGGAGGUCCCGGGAACCUCCCCAUCCGCCUUGGUGUUGGUACAGGAGCAGCCCCUACCUGAGCCAGUCCUCCCCGAGCAAAGUCCUGCUGCCCAGGAUAGCUGCCUGGAAGCCAGAAAGAGCCAGCCAGAUGAAAGUUGUCUGUCUGCUUUGCACAACUCCAGUGACCUGGAAUUAAGAGCCACGCCGGAGCCAGCACAGACUGGUGUUCCCCAGCAGGUGCAUCCCACGGAAGACGAGGCCAGCAGUCCCUGGAGUGUGCUGAACGCAGAACUUAGCAGCGGCGAUGACUUCGAGACACAGGACGAUCGCCCCUGCACCCUCGCUUCCACGGGGACCAACACGAACGAACUCCUUGCCUACACCAAUUCUGCGCUGGACAAGUCCCUGUCCAGCCACUCCGAGGGCCCGAAGUUGAAGGAGCCGGACAUCGAAGGGAAGUACCUGGGGAAACUCGGGGUGUCAGGGAUGCUCGACCUCUCAGAGGACGGGAUGGAUGCGGACGAGGAGGACGAAAACAGCGACGACUCGGACGAGGACCUGCGGGCCUUCAACCUGCAUAGCCUCAGCUCCGAGUCGGAGGACGAGACCGAGCACCCCGUGCCCAUCAUCCUCAGCAACGAGGACGGAAGGCACCUGCGGAGUCUGUUGAAGCCCACAGCGGCCGAUGCCCCCGACCCGCUGCCCGAGGACUGGAAGAAGGAAAAGAAGGCAGUCACGUUUUUCGAUGAUGUCACAGUCUACCUGUUUGACCAGGAGACCCCAACCAAAGAGCUGGGGCCCUGUGGAGGAGUGGCGUGCGGCCCGGACCUGAGCGGCCCAGUCCCAGCCUCAGGCUCUCCCUACCUGAGCAGGUGCAUCAACUCCGAAAGCUCCACCGACGAAGAAGGUGGUGGCUUUGAGUGGGAUGAUGACUUCUCCCCAGAUCCUUUUAUGUCAAAGACAACAAGUAACCUGCUCAGCUCCAAGCCUUCUCUCCAAACAUCCAAGUACUUUUCUCCGCCGCCACCGGCCCGGAGCACGGAGCAGAGCUGGCCGCACUCGGCGCCUUACUCCCGGUUCUCCAUCUCUCCCGCCAACAUUGCCAGCUUUUCCCUCACACACCUGACCGACUCGGACAUCGAGCAGGGCGGAAGCAGCGAAGACGGAGAAAAGGACUAGGUGGCUGCCAACGCGCACGCUCGGGUCCGAGGCUGCUCCCCUGGAGCGGCGCCCCUGCGCCCUCAGCCCGAGCAGCGACAUCCACUCGCCAUUUGCUGACAUGAGAUUGGGAGGAAGAAUCCAGAGGUGAAGAGGGAGACGGCUCUUAGCUGCGUUCAAGGCGGGGCCCUCGGGAGCCCAGGUGCAGAGCGAGGCCGUGUCCAGGAGCCGGCGUCCCUCAGUGCACCGUGCACCCGCGGCCGCGGCCUCCCAGGCAGUGCUCAUGCGCUGGCCGUCGGGGGAGGCAGGGGCACAGCCUCCAUGUGCGCGCGCGCGUGUGGAGCUGUGUGCACCGCAUGUGUGCUUUCCACAGGGGCGUCUCUGCCUCCACGCCUGCACAUCCCGGCACACGUGUGGGCACCACAGAGGACACGUGAGGGGAAUGGUCACCAGUGAGCCAUAUUUAUUAUUUCUAGAGAAAUCACGAACUGCUCUCUGUAAUUGCACUGUGGAUAAAUGUUCCGAGAGUCUCCAUUGUUGUACAGGAUCUUCAAUUAUUCGAGGAGAAUGAGGCAGGUCAAGCCGAUGCUAGCCACUAGUUUGAUUUUUUUUCUGUUUUAUAGUUUGCGCUGCAUGGUACUUGUGAAGCUUAAAUAUUUUGAGUGUUCUACUGUGUCUAGGAUUGUUGGGAUUGUACAUAUGGUACUCUUUCAUAAAUGAUAAAUGAUUCUGAAUGUUAGUGUUUUAUGUUCAUAUAGGAAAUAUUUUCAUUGAGUCCAAAAUACCACUGUUUUGUUGAUGGAA